GGAGUCGGACAAAUGUGACAGCCUACAAUAUCAGGAUAAAUUUUUUUUCAUAAGUAUUUUCUUGUCAUGUAGAUGCUUUUGGAAAACACAGAUGAAGAUGUCCAUUUCUCAGAGUCUAUUUUGCCUGUGGAUAUUAAUUGUAACAACCACAGCCAACCUCAUGCUGGAUUCUUGCCUCACUCAGAAAUACGCGUACAGGAUAAAUGUAGUGCUACUUGAAGACAACACGUACGAGUGGAGUCGGCCUUAUGUCCAAGCUGCAGUGGAACAGGCGAUUGAGGAGGACAGGCUGGAGAAUGAGAGGCAUGGUCUUGACUUUACGUUAACGGCCAACUACAAUGGUUUCAAUACGUCUGGGUACAACAGACAGGGCUGUGGCAGCAGCACCUGUGAGGGAGUCACCAUCCUCAAGAGGCUAAAGGAAAAUUUUGAAAUAGGAUGUGUGAUGCUUGGACCAUCCUGCACCUACGCCACAUUUCAGUUAGUAGAUCAAGAAAUUGGCCUGACCCUGAGUAUACCUAUCAUCUCUGCUGGAAGCUUCGGUUUAUCCUGCGAUUACAAGCCCAAACUGACUCGGAUUUUGCCCCCCGCACGCAAGGUGUCCGACUUCAUGGUCAAUUUUAUCAAUGAGAGCUUGUUACCCAUAAAACAGUCGUGGAACCGGGUCUACGUGUACAAAAAGGUGAAUGCAACAGAGGAUUGCUUCUGGUAUAUCAAUGCAGCACUGGAAGCACCAUCACUCAGUUUUGCCACAAACACUCUAAGAGAAAUGCUGCGUAAUGAAAAUGACCUGUUCACAGCUCUCAAGUCAACUAAGAGACACAGCAACAUUUUCAUCCUUUGUGGGGGCCCUGCCGACAUCGCCUACAUAAAGCAGAAUUCUGAAAACAUCCAUCCAGACAUUAUGUUCAUACUCUUAGACGUAUACAAUCUGCAAUACUACAGCAACAGAACCUCCAGUUAUGGCAUGGAGAAUGUUCUGGUGGUCACUCUUCCUCCGCGAAACUAUAGCUGUGGUAAUUUGACCUCCAAUGACACGGUCAAUGAUUAUGUAGCAGGUUACCAUGAUGGGGCCAUCCUGUUUGGGAAAGUAUUGCGAGAGAGGAUGCUCAGUUUACAGCGGGGGGACAUGCCUCAUAGUGACCAUCCCUUUGCUAAUAUCUCCUUUUAUGGCAUGGCGGGACACUAUGUACUUGACCAAUACGGAGACAGAGAUGUCAACUUCACUCUACUUUACACAUCCACCCUUACAGGCGAGUACACAACUCUUUUCACAUUUGACACGUCCAAAAAUGAAACACAAAUACUAGAUGUAUCUCCUGCUCUGCCCUGGAAGGAUGGUGUUCUUCCUGACGAUGACCCAGAGAUGAUAGAUCGUAUAACUUCUCAGGAUAUCAUUGUAAUAGUUUUGAGUCUCAGUGUUGUUGUGGUCACAGCCAUUGCACUCAUCUUCUACAGGCAGAACAGAAAGGAGCGCCUCAUGCAGAAAAAGUGGUCACACAUAGAGCCUCAUCUGAUUGGUCCUCUGGAUGAAAAAGAGGCUUGUCUAAAGAUUGACGAUGACAAGAGAAAAGACAGUAUAUUCCUUGCUCAUCGAGGGCGUUAUGACAAGAAGCCAGUCAUUUUGAAAGAGUUGAAACAUUUAGAUGGUGAUUUUACUGAAGAGCAGAAAAUUGAGCUCAACACGUUACUCCGUAUUGACUACUACAACUUGACCAAGUUCUACGGCACAGUUCAGUUUGAGUACGGUGUGUUUGGUGUAUUUGAGCUGUGCCAGAGAGGCUCCCUCAGGUACAUUCUGAAUGACACGAUCUCCUAUCCUGAUGAGACCUUCAUGGAUAUGGAGUUCAAGAUUUCAGUCAUGUAUGACAUCGCAAAGGGUAUGUCCUAUCUUCACUCAAGUAGCAUAGGAGCUCAUGGUCGCCUUAAAUCCACUAACUGUGUGGUGGACAAUCGCAUGGUGGUCAAGAUCACAGACUUUGGUUGUCAUACUAUUCUCAGCCCCGGCAAAGAUUUGUGGACAGCCCCAGAGCACCUUCGUAAAUACGGGAUAUCUCAAAAAGGCGACGUGUACAGCUAUGCCAUUAUUGCACACGAGAUCACCAUGAGAAAGAUGACGUUCUACUCACAGUCCUGCUCAGAUAAAGCAGAAAAACUCUACAGAGUGCAGCAUCCCAGUAUGACUGGAGUCUUCAGACCUGACCUCAGUUUUGACGGUGCAUCAGAGAGAGAAAUUGAGCUGUACACUUUAAUAAAGAACUGCUGGGAUGAAGAUCCAGAACGCAGACCAGAUUUUAAGAAAAUAGAGCUAACCCUUGGUAAGAUUUUUAGUGCUCUCCACAACACAGACAGUGAGACCUACAUGGACAACCUGAUUCGUCGCCUGCAGAUGUACUCCAGGAACUUGGAGCACCUAGUGGAGCAGAGAACAGCUCUGUACAAAGCUGAGAGAGACAGAGCAGACUGCCUCAACUUCAUGCUCCUCCCUGGCCCUGUAGUGCGUUCCCUGAAAGAGACAGGCCGAGUGGAGCCAGAGCUGUUUGAGGAGGUGACCAUCUACUUCAGUGAUAUUGUGGGUUUCACCACUCUGUGCCACUACAGCACCCCCAUGGAGGUGGUAGACAUGCUUAAUGACAUCUACAAGAACUUUGACAGCAUCCUUGACCACCAUGAUGUCUAUAAGGUGGAGACAAUAGGAGAUGCCUACAUGGUGUCUUCAGGUUUACCCAACCGUAAUGGGGACAGACAUGCAGUGGACAUUGCCCACAUGGCCCUGGAUAUACUGUCCUUUGUAGGGACCUACCAGCUGGAACACUUACCUGGUAUUCCACUAUGGAUUCGAAUCGGUGUUCAUUCAGGACCCUGUGCUGCUGGGGUGGUGGGGAACAAGAUGCCUCGUUACUGUUUAUUUGGCGAUACAGUGAACACCGCUUCCAGGAUGGAGUCUACAGGCCUGCCUUUGAGGAUACAUGUGAGCAAGUCCACCAUCAACAUCCUGAAGAGAACAGACUGUCAGUUUGAGUACGAGCAAAGAGGAGAGACGUACCUCAAGGGAAAAGGCAAAGAGAUAACCUACUGGCUGACAGGUGUAACAGGCCAGAAAUACAACCUCCCCACACCUCCAACUGCAGAGAACUUCCAGCGGCUUCAACAGGACUUGGCUGAAAUGAUCCAGGUCAGUUUAGCGGAGCGUGCAGCAUGUACUGAGGGCUUUGAGAAGAGGAAGACCCUGUCCACCAAAAUCCGACGACGGGAAACCAACAGCAGUACACAGAGUGAUCCCCCAGACUACUUCCACUUGGCUGUCACCGACAGCAGCACCUACCUGUGAGCCCCCUGCUGAGCUUUGUAAGGGACACAUACUCAGGAACACAGGGACUGCCACAAAAUGACUUCUUCCUCAAGCAUACAUAGAUCAUACUUAUAUGCUCUAAAACUGUGCAAUGGACACUAUUCAGUAGUGUUGAUAGAUUAAGUAAAUUAUUACAAAGACUUCUCGGUUAUAAAACUGAGGCCAAGUUAGUAAAAACAUAACAGAGGAAGCAGAGAAAAUGUUAAAUGAAUGCAUAUAAGAGGUUUCUAUGAUAAAACUAUCGAUGCUCAGCCCAGUCAACAAGUGUCCAUCUAUUUGGAAAUGUUCUGUUUUUGUUUGAAUACUGCUGGUUUGAAAGCUCAUUGAUUGAGAAUUAUGACAAAAAA
Boleophthalmus pectinirostris (great blue-spotted mudskipper) is the source of this 3699-nucleotide messenger RNA. It is a transcript of the gene gucy2ca, whose product is annotated as guanylate cyclase 2Ca. NCBI's taxonomy places the organism in Eukaryota, Metazoa, Chordata, Actinopteri, Gobiiformes, Gobiidae. Gene Ontology annotation, biological process: receptor guanylyl cyclase signaling pathway; intracellular signal transduction; cGMP biosynthetic process. The record is from RefSeq and is a predicted model, not a curated record. Gene Ontology annotation, molecular function: ATP binding; protein kinase activity; guanylate cyclase activity. Gene Ontology annotation, cellular component: membrane.